GCCGGUCAGAUCACCGGCCGCCGCGUGCUAUAAAUUAGCUCUUCCUCUCCCCCUUCCUCCGUACUCCACCUCGACCACCGUUGCCGUUCGCCGCCACCCACAGCUCAGACCAACCACCAUCCCAUUCCACGCCGCAGCAGCCCAGCCGGAGCCCGGAGCACGCGCGAUGGGAGGAGUCGUAGCGGAAGUCGAGUGCGACCGGAUCAGGGGGCCCUGGAGCCCGGAGGAGGACGAGGCGCUGCGGCGGCUCGUGGACCGCCACGGCGCGCGAAACUGGACGGCGAUCGGGCGCGGGGUGCCCGGCCGGUCGGGCAAGUCGUGCCGCCUGCGGUGGUGCAACCAGCUCUCGCCGCAGGUGGAGCGCCGCCCCUUCACGCCCGACGAGGACGCCGCCAUCGCCGCCGCGCACGCCAGGCUCGGCAACCGCUGGGCCGCCAUCGCGCGCCUGCUCCACGGACGCACCGACAACGCCGUCAAGAACCACUGGAACUGCUCACUCAAGCGCAGGCUCGCCGUCGCCGUUGAGCUGGACCGGCCCUGCAAGCGGGCGAGCGUCUCGCCGGAGAGCAGCCCGUCGGGAUCCGGGUCCGACCGCAGCGACCUCAGCCAUGGCGGCGGCGGCGUGUUCCACGGGCAGGUGUACCGCCCGGUGCCGCGUGCCGGCGGGUUCGAGCCGGCCGACUGCGCCAUGAGCCGGCGGCACGAGGUGGUGGAGGAAGAUGGGUCGGAGGACCCGCUCACGUCGCUCACUCUCUCCCUCCCCGGCACGGACGCCGUUCACCAUGUGUUCCUCAACGACAGCUCAAACAGCAACUUCCACCAACCGCCUUCGCCCUCCCCGUCGCUGCCACCCGCUCCAGCGCCCUACCAUUUCACCCCUGCGUUCGCGGCGGCGAUGCAGGACAUGAUCCGCGACGAGGUGCGCCGGUACAUGGCGGGUGUAGGGUGCGGCGCUGACCUGUCCAUGCCGCAGGUGGUGGAGGGAGUGAUGCGCGCGGCGGUGCAGCGCGCUGCCGGAGUAGGCAGGAUGCAGUGAUCAAUCUAGGACAGCCGCAAUCUGCUCAGUGUAGCAUUUCGCUUCAUUCUUUAGGAUCUGAACUGAAAUUAGCAAUGGGAGAAACGAAAACAGAGUAAGAAUCGGGCAAAGCUAGGCUAAGCCGAAGCUUUGCUUCAGUCUGUACAUACAUGAAUGGAAAGAAAGAUGUGCUGAAGUUCCAA
Lolium perenne is the source of this 1218-nucleotide messenger RNA. RefSeq names its product transcription factor MYB77. NCBI's taxonomy places the organism in Eukaryota, Viridiplantae, Streptophyta, Magnoliopsida, Poales, Poaceae. Gene Ontology annotation, biological process: regulation of DNA-templated transcription. Gene Ontology annotation, cellular component: nucleus. Gene Ontology annotation, molecular function: RNA polymerase II cis-regulatory region sequence-specific DNA binding; DNA-binding transcription factor activity, RNA polymerase II-specific. The record is from RefSeq and is a predicted model, not a curated record.